This is a messenger RNA of Pongo pygmaeus (Bornean orangutan), 2762 nucleotides long. It is a transcript of the gene MLKL, whose product is annotated as mixed lineage kinase domain like pseudokinase. Bases 698 to 2113 code for a protein of 471 amino acids. Gene Ontology annotation, molecular function: ATP binding; protein kinase activity. The record is from RefSeq and is a predicted model, not a curated record. The transcript has 13 exons. Lineage: Eukaryota; Metazoa; Chordata; Mammalia; Primates; Hominidae. Gene Ontology annotation, biological process: cell surface receptor signaling pathway; necroptotic signaling pathway; protein phosphorylation.
AGAAGCGAACACCAGAAGCUCCUCUCCAACUUUCAGUUUUUCUCUAAACUUCCAGUCCUUCUCAUACUGUGUCCUGGUUAUAAUAGUUGCUGGGACCUUAUUCUAUUCCGAAUCUCCAGCCCCUAAAGAAGGCUUGGCACUGACGUGUACAGCGUAGUUACCGAGUGGCUUUGGGGAAGGCAGGGAGAGUGUGGAAAGGACAGGAGGAGCAUAGCAGGAGGAAGGAAGGGAGGGGCCCUGGCUCCGAGCUGCCUAGAAAGCAGCUCCAGGGAGCCAGGGCACCGUGAGCCUGGUGGUUGGCAGCUGGAGCCACGUCGGAGGGGGAAGUGUCGCAGCAUUCUCUGCAGGCAUCACAGACUUGAGGCAGUGGCCUCCGGAGGGCACAGGACAGAAACAGCUGUCCAAGUGGCUGAGUGGAGGGACCCUGCUCAAGUGCAGCUGCAGUGGCCGGGGUUUCCCUCAGACUUCUCCCCUGGGCAGGAGGUGGUGGUGGGAAAGAAGGCGGAAGAGCGAGCUUUUUGGAACUGUGCACGGGACAGAUUGGACGCACACCCCUCGGGAGGCGCGAAGAGAUGGAGUCUUCCUCUGUUGCCCAGGCUGGAGUGCAGUGGCACAAUCAUAGCUCACUGCAGCCUCUGAACUCCUGGGUCAAGUGAUCCUCCCGCCAGAUCCUCCCAAGUAGCUAGGACUACAAGGCAUGGAAAAUUUGAAGCAUAUUAUCACCCUUGGCCAGGUCAUCCACAAACGGUGUGAAGAGAUGAAAUACUGCAAGAAACAGUGCCAGCGCCUGGGCCACCGCGUCCUCGGCCUGGUCGAGUCUCUGGAGAUGCUCCAGGACCAAGGAAAGAGGAGCGUGCCCUCUGAGAAGUUAACCACAGCCACGAACCGCUUCAAGGCUGCCCUGGAGGAGGCUAAUGGGGAGAUAGAAAAGUUCAGCAAUAGAUCCAAUAUCUGCAGGUUUCUAACAGCAAGCCAGGACAAAAUACUCUUCAAGGGCGUGAACAAGAAGCUGAAUGAUGUCUGGAAGGAGCUCUCGCUGUUACUUCAGGUUGAGCAACGCAUGCCUGUUUCACGCAUAAGCCAAGGAGCGUCCUGGGCACACGAAGAUCAGCAGGAUGCAGACGAAGACAGGCGAGCCUUCCAGAUGCUAAGAAGAGAUAAUGAAAAAAUAGAAGCUUCAUUGAGACGAUUAGAAAUCAGCAUGAAAGAAAUCAAGGAAACUUUGAGGCAGUAUUUACCACCAAAAUGCAUGCAGGAGAUCCCGCAAGAGCAAAUUGAGGAAAUCAAGAAGGAGCAGCUUUCAGAAUCCCCGUGGAUUCUGCUAACGGAAAAUAAAGUCAGCACACUUUAUAAAGGAGAAUACCACAGAGCUCCAGUGGCCAUAAAAGUAUUCAACAAAGUCCAGGCUGGCAGCAUUGAAAUAGUGAGGCAGACUUUCAAUAAUGAGAUCAAAACCAUGAAGAAAUUUGAAUCUCCCAACAUCCUGCGUAUAUUUGGGAUUUGCAUUGAUGAAACAGUGACUCCGCCUCAAUUCUCCAUCGUCAUGGAGUACUGUGAACUCGGGACCCUGAGGGAGCUGUUGGAUAGGGAAAAAGACCUCACACUUGGCAAGCGCAUGGUCCUAGUCCUGGGGGCAGCCCGAGGCCUGUACCGGCUACACCAUUCAGAAGCACCUGAACUCCACAGAAAAAUCAGAAGCUCAAACUUCCUGGUAACUCAAGGCUACCAAGUGAAGCUUGCAGGAUUUGAGUUGAGGAAAACACAGACUUCCAUCAGUUUGGAAACUACAAGAGAAAAGACAGACAGAGUCAAAUCUACAGCAUAUAUCUCACCUCAGAAACUGGAAAAUAUAUAUUAUCCAUAUGAUGUAAAGUCUGAAAUAUACAGCUUUGGAAUCGUCCUCUGGGAAAUCGCCACUGGAAAGAUCCCGUUUGAAGGCUGUAAUUCUGAUGAGAUCUACAAGCUGGUGGCUGUGAAGCAGCAGCAGGAGCCGCUGGGUGAAGACUGCCCUUCAGAGCUGCGGGAGAUCAUUGAUGAGUGCCGGGCCCACGAUCCCUCUGUGCGGCCCUCUGUGGAUGAAAUCUUGAAGAAACUCUCCAUCUUUUCUAAGUAAUGUAUCAAAAUCUAAACUAAGGAGUCUCUGGACAAGAAGCUGGGAGAGGCACAAACUGGACAUCUCUCUCUCUCAUAUCCUUUGGCAUUGGGUUAUUUAUGGGUGCAAGGAGUGGGCACACUUCUCUGUUACAAAUAGAAAACAAUUCCAGUCAUACAGGACACAUUCCACUCCAAAUGAUAUUUCCAAAAACAUACCUCUGACAGUAACUUUGAUAGAUGGUUUGUCAAAUGUAUCUUUCUGGGUAUCCACACCUCUUGGCAAUGUAAUUUGCAGCUCCUCCCAUCCAUAAAUGAAGUCUCUUUCCCCACCAUUUGAAUCUGGGCUGGCACUGUGACUUGAUUUGAUCAAUAGAAUGUGGAAGAAGUGACUGUGUGCCAGUUCCAAGCCUAGGUUUCAAGAGGCCUUAUGAAUGUCUGUUGGAACCUUAUCCAGCCAUGAACGUGUUGAGUGAGCAUGCUGGAGAAUGAGAGAGCACAUGAAGCAGAAACAUGCUUUCCUAGCUGAAGUCAUACUAGACCAACCAACAUGGCAGCUAACACAUGAAUGAGGCCAAUCAAGACCAGAAGAACCACUCAAGCAGAGCCCAGCCCAAAUUGCCCAUUCACACAAUCAGGAGCUAAAUAAAUUACUGUUGUCUUAACACUAA